GCUAUUCAGCGUGCGGUUCUAGCUGCAGCGCAACUAUCGGCCGACCGCAGCAGGGGCGCUUAACUUGCGUUCACGUCAUGCAACACGUUCAGUUAUCCCAUCGUCCCCAAUUUCUCCACUGUACGUGGCCCUAGCGCUGACGCUCGGGAUCAAUCGAUCAAGGUUGUGAGAUGCAGGUGCAGAUGCGGCGGGUCACGAUUAUGUGCCUGCGUUGUCUGUGCUUUGGCUCGCGAAUCAGUGCUGUCAGUCCUGCACCGGUGAACAUGCGGAGGAGAAAUGCGAUUUGUGGCGUUGUGCUGCCAAUGCACGGUCCUUCCCCGUGCACUGCGUGUGCUGAGUCGUCCGCGUCCGUCUGCGCUGGCAGUGGAGAGAGCUGGUGGUUGCACAAGGGGGACCGAGGGUCGUCGCCCCGGCCCUAGGGCGUGGGGAUGGUUCGCCCAGUUGAUGAUGAUGAAUGGACGCGCGCGGGCCUUCUUCCCAAGGCGCGAUGUCGACAGCUGGACCAUUCGAUCGAAGGAUAUAAAGCACCGCGUGUGCGCUGUUCCUGUCCCGCUGAUGCUGCUUGUCUCUGCCGCUGACGGGACACCCUAAUCGUCACCCACGCCCUACCCUCCUCGCGCGCAACC
Paraphaeosphaeria sporulosa is the source of this 626-nucleotide messenger RNA. RefSeq lists its product as uncharacterized. The coding region runs from base 277 to 591 and encodes 104 amino acids. The record is from RefSeq and is a predicted model, not a curated record. The transcript has 2 exons. NCBI's taxonomy places the organism in Eukaryota, Fungi, Ascomycota, Dothideomycetes, Pleosporales, Didymosphaeriaceae.